Messenger RNA from Cololabis saira (Pacific saury), 1040 nucleotides. RefSeq names its product neuropeptide VF precursor (gene npvf). Gene Ontology annotation, biological process: neuropeptide signaling pathway; negative regulation of gonadotropin secretion. Lineage: Eukaryota; Metazoa; Chordata; Actinopteri; Beloniformes; Belonidae. The coding region runs from base 4 to 558 and encodes 184 amino acids. Gene Ontology annotation, molecular function: signaling receptor binding. The transcript is spliced from 3 exons. The record is from RefSeq and is a predicted model, not a curated record.
AACAUGUUGACGAUGGUGAUCCUGUCCACGCUUCUCAUGCUGGGAGGUGUUCCAGGGGCAGCAGCAUCUGACCCCCGUGUCCUCGGGCAAUCCAUCCGCAGCGAUAACACUUUGAAGAGCAGCUGCGACAGCAGGCACAAUGUGAGGACACAGCCGCCCCCGCAGACCAACAGUGGGCUACGCAGGAGUUUAGAUGUGGAGAGCUUCAGCCUUCACGUGAGCCCCACCACCAGCAAGAUCAGCCUGCCGACCAUCAUCAAGCUCUAUCCACCCACAACCCAGCCUCUCCACUGGCACGCCAACAUGCCCCUGCGCUUUGGGAGGGAGAGCAGUUCCGGUGACGACAGAGAGCAGAGCACGGCCCCCAACAUGCCUCAGAGGUUUGGGAGGUCCAGGGAGGGGAUCCACAUGUGUGCAGAGUGUCGCAACAUCUACGAAGCACCGAGCCCGGUGCUGCCUCAGAGAUUUGGGAGAAAUGCUGCUUCCUGGAGGCUCCUCAGAGCUCUGGCCAGUGGUCGCUCAUUGAACCCUGGUUUGCACUGGUAUGCGGUUCAUUGAGACUGAAGACUUUGACUUUAUAACCAGCUCAGAGGAAGAAGUGGGGAUGGAAGAAAAAAACAAGAUAUUUACAAUCCUUCAGUGAGGACUGCUUCAGAUGGAGACAUCAACAUGUAAUGUUCUUUUGUAAUAAAUUACUGAUAAAAGCAAAGUUUUGAUUCCAGCUAUUUACACUUGAAUUACACCUGUUUGAAUAAAGUUAUAUUAUCAAGAUGGAAAACACAUCUUAAACAAUAAGAUUACAAUUUUUAAACAUAAAAAUAAAGGUUUAAGCACAAAGUGACACGAAAUAGUAUCAUUGCCUUAUUUGUGUUUGCCUGAUUCAACUUUGAUCUGAAACUCAUACAGAUCCACAGCAUCAGUCUCUCAUGAAAGAAAGGUUGAAUUUAGCAACAGGACUAUUUCUAUAGUUCAAAGACGCUGCGCCCCAAAUAUAUGUAUACUAUUUAAUACAAAAGGCUUUCUUCUUAUUCAGCUCCAUC